Messenger RNA from Pestalotiopsis fici W106-1, 1200 nucleotides. RefSeq lists its product as uncharacterized. The record is from RefSeq and is a predicted model, not a curated record. Gene Ontology annotation, molecular function: 6-phosphogluconolactonase activity; protein binding. Lineage: Eukaryota; Fungi; Ascomycota; Sordariomycetes; Amphisphaeriales; Sporocadaceae. The transcript has 3 exons. Bases 1 to 1200 code for a protein of 399 amino acids.
AUGUUGGCUAAAAACUUGGGCGCGGCUGGACUUGUGUCCCUGCCACUUGUGACGCCGACUGUGGCUACGCUCCUAUACGUGGCAUCGUAUGCCGGCACCGUCACGACGCUAAACCUGACCUUGUCUAGCGGCUACAACUCGUCUGCCUCUCUUGAGGCUAUCUCGACAUCAACCGGCUGUGCAUCCAGUCCCUCUUGGCUGACCCUGGACACCUCCAACUCGAUCCUCUACUGCACUGAUGAGGGGCUGUCCACUCCUUUGGGGUCCCUUUCGUCUUUCCAGACCAGCGAGGACGGCACUUUGGUUCAGCUCGAUCAGAUCAGUGUCAUCUCUGGCCCAGUCAGCGCAGUCAUCUAUGGAGAAGAUGGAGAUGGCUUAGCUCUCGCCCACUAUUCCGGUUCUAGCUUCAGCACGUUCUCUAUAGCGGAUCCCUCUGCGUUGCAGGCGGUCCAGAACCAGACCUUUGAGAUGGCAGAGCCUGGUCCAAACGCCUCUCGACAGGAUGCUCCUCACCCGCACGAGGCUAUACUCGACCCCACGGGAGAGUACAUCCUCGUCCCAGACCUUGGCGCGGACCUUGUCAGGAUUUUCCAGGUCGACGAGGAUAGCCUCACCUGGACUGCCAUUGAACCCCUUGUGGCCGCACCCGGGUCCGGUCCCAGACACGCUACAUUCUUGGUCACUGAGGACACUACUUACAUGUAUCUCAUAAGCGAGCUGGCCAACACCAUAACGGGUUACGAAGUCGAGUACGAGAGUGACUCUUCAUUGGCCUUUACCGAGUUGUUUGCCAUCAACACUCACGGUGAGGGAGCUUCAGUACCCAACGGAACCACGGCUGCAGAGAUCACUCUAUCGCCUGAUGAGAAGUUCCUCAUUGUAUCAUCCCGCGGGGAGAACUCCUUUUCAAUUCCCAACUUUGACCCCAGCAACAGCACCGAAAUUGUGUCUGAUGCCCUCAUCUCCUUUUCGGUUGACCACAGCUCGGGAAACUUGACACUGGUCCAGGAAUACCCAGCUGGCGGACGUAUCCCGCGCCAGUUUUCCAUCAACGAGGCUGGCAACCUGAUCGCUGUCGGACUUCAAUCUGACGGUCGUGUGGUUCUCAUUGACCGCGACGUCAAGAGUGGAUUACUGAAGCGCUUCAUCGCCAAUGCUUUGGUCGAAGGAGAAGUUACCACGGUCAUUUUUGAUGAGUAA